CAGCAUCCACGCAGCAUCAGCAGCAGUAGACGCCCCGCCGCCCUCCUCAAGGUCGCGCUUCCAAAGCAUCACGGGAAAAGUAUCGGAUUCUUCCAGCGUGUCAUUGGUGAACCGUCACGAGUUCCCGGAGCGAAGAUGCGGCGGCGCUACGAGUAGAUGCGGGAGCGGGAGAGAGGAAGAGGAGGGAAGGUCACUCGGCUUGUCGCUGUUAUUGGCGGAGCGCGGCGCUCGCGGGGACAUUGCUUUACGUCACGGGACAAACGUGAGACUCGCCACGUAUUCCCGGUGUGACAGAAACGCAGGGAAAUACGCGACGCCGGAUCAGACAGGGGCGCGCGCAGCACAGGAGCGGUUACGACGUCCGGGAAAGCCUAAGUGCAUCGUGCAUCGGAACCUGCGUGCAAAACUGCGCGUUCACCACUUGUGACUUGUGAACCACUCCCAUUUCUCUGGAAGAUGGAGGGGGAGAAGAAGGAGGUGACAUGCUAUCUUCUGUUCUCUCUGGCCACGGCGGUUAUUGGCUCCCUGCAGUUCGGCUACAACACAGGGGUCAUUAACGCACCUGAGCAGAAACUGCGAGCGUUCUUCAACAACACAUGGAUGGAACGUUACGGCAAGCCCAUCCCGUCUGGAACGUCCACCAUCGUGUGGAGUUUAGCAGUAGCCAUCUUCAGCGUGGGUGGAAUGGUGGGCUCCUUCAGUGUCGGUGUCCUCGCCAACAAGUUUGGACGACGCAAUUCUAUGUUUCUGGUGAAUAUCCUGGCUUUGAUCGGUGGAGGACUCAUGGGGCUUUGCACUAUUUUCUCUUCUUUUGAGAUGGUCAUUGCCGGCCGGCUGGUUAUUGGUCUUUUCUGUGGUCUUUUCACUGGUCUCACCCCCAUGUAUGUGGGCGAAGUUUCACCCACUCCACUCCGGGGAGCUUUCGGGACUCUGCACCAGCUCGGUGUGGUAAUAGGCAUCUUAAUUGCACAGAUCUUUGGCCUGGAGUUUCUACUGGGCUCCGAUAAAUUGUGGCCUGUUCUGCUGGCUUUAACUGUGAUCCCCGCUGUAAUACAAUGUGUGCUGCUACCCUUCUGCCCUGAGAGUCCGCGCUAUCUUCUCAUCAACCUCAAUAAAGAAGAACAGGCUCGCAAAGCACUGGUGCGUCUCCGCGGCUUUGAGGACGUGUCGAAGGACAUGCAGGAAAUGAAGGAGGAAAGUGCAAAGAUGAACAUGGAAAAGAAGGUGACCAUCCCUGAGCUCUUCCGCACCGCCACAUACCGUCAGCCGCUUCUUAUCGCUAUCAUGCUCCAGCUCUCCCAGCAGCUGUCAGGGAUCAAUGCUGUGUUCUACUACUCAACAGGUAUUUUUGAGUCUGCUGGUGUGACCCAGCCAAUAUAUGCUACCAUCGGAGCUGGAGUUGUGAACACAGUUUUCACCGUGGUAUCUCUCUUCCUUGUUGAAAGAGCAGGACGAAGGACUUUACACCUUAUUGGCUUAGGUGGCAUGGCAAUCAGCGCCCUUCUAAUGACCAUCACCCUUGUACUGGACUACAUCCAGUCUAUGAACUACGUGAGCAUUGUAGCAGUGUUUGCCUUCGUGGCUAUGUUUGAGAUAGGUCCAGGACCCAUUCCAUGGUUCAUUGUUGCUGAGCUCUUCUCCCAAGGACCACGGCCUGCCGCCAUGGCUGUUGCAGGAUGUUCCAACUGGACAGCCAACUUCCUUGUGGGCAUCAGCUUCCCAAAACUAAGUGAACUAUGUGGACCAUAUGUUUUCAUCAUCUUUACCAUCUUCCUGAUCAUCUUCUUGAUCUUCACAUACUUCCGUGUUCCUGAGACCAAGGGGCGGACCUUUGAAGAGAUCGCUCAAGCCUUCAGCGGCGCUGCGCCUCCUCCAAUCACCGCUGAACAGGUCGAGGUCGAUGUAGUCACAGUGCCCAGCGCCGGAGUAAAAGAGAAAGUCCCAUUGAUGGCGACGAAUUCUGAAGACACAGAGAAGCCAAGUUCCUCCGGGAGCCUGGCUUCAGAAGCUGUGACUGGCGAGGAGAAACCUGAAGCUUCUACACAACCACUGGUUACGUCUUCUACAGAGGAGAAAUCCAGUACUAAUGCCCUGGAAAGUGUUUAGUGAACAUUGUAGGUUUUUUUUUUUU
This is a messenger RNA of Clarias gariepinus (North African catfish), 2131 nucleotides long. RefSeq names its product solute carrier family 2 member 3a (gene slc2a3a). The transcript has 11 exons. The coding region runs from base 457 to 2106 and encodes 549 amino acids. The record is from RefSeq and is a predicted model, not a curated record. Gene Ontology annotation, biological process: response to insulin; monosaccharide transmembrane transport. Lineage: Eukaryota; Metazoa; Chordata; Actinopteri; Siluriformes; Clariidae. Gene Ontology annotation, cellular component: basolateral plasma membrane; apical plasma membrane. Gene Ontology annotation, molecular function: hexose transmembrane transporter activity.